Messenger RNA from Castor canadensis (American beaver), 1050 nucleotides. RefSeq names its product formyl peptide receptor 2 (gene Fpr2). Gene Ontology annotation, biological process: phospholipase C-activating G protein-coupled receptor signaling pathway; complement receptor mediated signaling pathway; positive regulation of cytosolic calcium ion concentration. The record is from RefSeq and is a predicted model, not a curated record. Gene Ontology annotation, molecular function: N-formyl peptide receptor activity; complement receptor activity. Gene Ontology annotation, cellular component: plasma membrane. NCBI's taxonomy places the organism in Eukaryota, Metazoa, Chordata, Mammalia, Rodentia, Castoridae.
AUGGAAGCCAACUUCUCCAUCCCUCUGAAUGGAUCUGAAGAGGUGGUCAACGAGUCUACCAGCCACACUGUUCUGUGGAUCCUCUCAAUGGUGGUACUUUCAGUCACCUUAGUCCUCAUUGUGCUGGGCAAUGGGCUUGUGUUCGGGGUGACUGGCUUCCGGAUGACACACACUGUUACCACCCUCUGUUACCUACAUCUGGCCUUAGCUGACUUCUCUUUCACUGCUACCCUACCAUUCCUCAUUGUCUCACUGGCCAUGAAAGAAAAAUGGACUUUUUGCUGGGUCCUCUGCAAGUCAGUUCAUAUUGUGGUGGACAUAAACUUGUUUGGAAGUGUCUUCCUGAUUGCUGCCAUUGCUCUGGACAGCUGUAUUUGUGUCCUGCAUCCAGUCUGGGCCCAGAAUCACUGCACUAUUAGUCUAGCCAGGAAGGUAAUCACUGGACCCUGGAUUCUUGCCCUAAUCCUUACCUUGCCAUGUUUCAUCUUCUUGACUAUAGUACAUAGUCCAAGAGGGGAUGUGUACUGUGCUUUCACCUUUGCAUCCUGGGGUAAUACUAUGGGGUUGGAGAUGGCAGUCACCAUGUUGACAGUUGGAGGGAUCAUUUGGUUCAUUAUUGGCUUUAGCAUGCCCAUGUCUAUUGUCGCCAUCUGCUAUGGGCUCAUUGCUGCUAAGAUUUGCAGAAAAGGCGUGAUUAAUUCCAAUUGUCCCUUACAGGGCCUCAUUGCUGUUGUGGUUUUCUUCUUCAUCUGUUGGUUCUCUUUACAACUGAUCGCCCUUUUAUACAUGAUUUGGCCCAAAGAGACACUGUUCUAUGGUAAGUACAAGAUCUUCGAUCUGCUGGUCAACCCAACAAAGUACCUGGCUUUCUUCAACAGCUGCCUCAACCCAAUCCUCUAUGUUUUUGUGGGCCAGGACCUCUGGGGGAGAUUGAUCCACUCUCUGCCUACCAGUUUGGAGAGGGCCCUGAGUGAGGACUCAACCCAGAAUGGUGACACAGGAGCCAACUCUGCUUCACAUCCUGCAGAGGCUGAGUUACAGGCAAUAUGA